Messenger RNA from Prorocentrum cordatum, 4598 nucleotides. Lineage: Eukaryota; Dinophyceae; Prorocentrales; Prorocentraceae. The record is from the annotation of a GenBank genome assembly.
GCCGCGACGGGGAUCGUCGCGACGGCGACCGCCGCAACGCCAGUCGCCGCGAGGGCGACCGCCGCGACGCUGGUCGCCCCGACGAGGACAGACGCGACGGCGUCCGCGGUGGCGCUGUCCGCCGCGACGGCGACCGCCCAGACGAGGACAGACGAGACGCCGAGCGUCGCGGUGGCGACCGCCGAGGAGCGGACCGCCAUGGCGGGGGCGGCGGGGGGACGGACGCGCACGUGGCGCGCGGCGGCUCGGCCGGCGAUUGGCGCGCCACGGGCAGGCAUGCGCCGCCAUCGCCGAGGAAGGGCCCCCGCGAGGGCCUGGGCAGCAGCCCUCCGCCAGGCCCUGCCGCAGAGCGCGGGCCCCGCCAGAGGAGCCCCAGGCCCCAGGUGCGCAGCCGCAGCCCAGGGCUGCGGAGCCGCAGCCACAAGUCGCCAGGGCCGCGCGUCCCGCCUGCGCCUCCGCCCCCGCCGGCGGGGCUGAUCAGCCGCCGGGCGGUGAGGUCCGUGCCGCGCGAUGCGCCGGCCGAGGCUACCUCCACCAAGGCGCGCGGCGCUCCCCCUCGUCACAAGGCCGCGGGCGCGAGAAAGAGAGACGACCCCUUUGCCCCCUCGCCUCCCCGCAGCGUCCGCCUGGCGCCCGCCGCCCCAUCGCCGCCCCGCAGUGGCAGACCACCACCGCCGCCACUGCCGCCAGAUCGGCCUCGGCGCGAGCGGCGGCGCACCCGGAGCGGCGACGGGGAUGCCACACCGCCACCUUCGCACGACGGCGCGCGGCCGAAGGGCGCCCCCGCGCGGGUUGCGCCGCCGCCUCAGUUGCGCCUCCAACCUGGCGUAGGGGAUCGCGCCGCCGAGGGGCCAAGCGCCAGCGGCGACGAGCAGGAUCCUCGCUCGGCGGGCGCGAAGAGCAGGCUCGACGAGCCCAUCGAGGAGCCCAGUGCAGACUUCGCUGGGGAGCCGAGCGUUGCCCCGACCGAGGACGUAGAGGAUGCAGUCUCAGACAUAGCCGCCAACGACACCGACCAGACCCUCGCAGCUUUGGCAGCCGCCGAGAAGGAGUCCGACGCGCAACUGCGGGCCAACCUCGAGGCGGCCCAGAAACUCAAGGACGCGGAGGAGGAGGAGGAAGAGGAGGAGGAGGAGCCCGAGCGGCCGCUCAGCCCGGCAAUCGCGGCGUCGUCGAAGGCGGCCCCCGCCAGGAGGGUCUCCAUUGCAGAGCCCGAGGACGUGCCCGGCGAGGAGGGCCUGGAGGCCGAGCAGGCCGAGAGGCGCCGGGCCCGGGCCCCCCGGCGGCGCAAGAGCGCGCCGAGCCACGCCGGCGGCCCAGACAGGCCGCGGCGCGACCGGGCGCCCCACGGCGCCGGCCGGCGCCGGCGCCGGGGCGGGAGCGCGGCCGAGCCCGACGAGGACCCGCCGGGCCCGACGGGGCACCGCAGGCGGCAGCCGCUGCCCGAGGGCCUGGGCGAGCUGCGGCCCCCGCCCCCGAAGGACGGCGGCGGCGGGGAGGCCGCCGCCAUGGCGGGCACCGGCACCCGCGGCAAGGCCGCGCCCCGCGCGCCACCGCGGCCCGAGCCGCUCAGCCCCGAUGUCGAGGCGGCCGCCGAGCUGGAGGAGGCGGGCGCCGAGGCGGAGCCGCGGGCGUCGGCCGCGACGCCGGAGGCCGUGCCGGCGCAGCCCUCGCCGGAGCGCGCCACUCGGCGGCGCAAGCGGCCCCGCGGCGCGGGCGCCGAGGAGCGGCCCGGGCGCGAGCGCGGACGGCGGCGCCGAGGCGCGGCCCCGCGAGAGCAGGGCGCACUGCGGGCCGAGGGGGGGCCCGCCGAGGAGCCCUUCGAGGCCGAGCCCGCUGGUGCUGGGGUCGAUCAGGGGCAGGAGCGGCAGCCGUCGUCCCACGUGGAGAUCACAGGCGGAGAGCGGCUCCUGUUCACGCCAGACGUCGACAUCACGGGCGACCGGCUGCUGUCCUCGCCGGACGUGGAAAUCGCCACGAUCUCCGUGCUCCCUGGCGCCGAGGCGGCGGCCGCAGAGGCGGAGGCGCCUGCCAGCGUGUGGGCGGGCGGGAAGGCCCCAGCCCGCGGCGGCGGCGCGCGGGAAGAAGGGCAAGAGCAGGCCGACGGCGCGGAGGAUGAGGCAGAGGACGACGAGGAUGAGGAUGAAGAGGAGGAGGAGGAGGGCGAGAUGAAGAAGCAGGGCGAAAAGGAUGGCGCUGUCACCAAGCGCCACUCGGAGGCCCGGACAAAGGAUGCCGCCGCCGAAGGUGAGGACGAGGAAGAGUCUGCGGAGGACGACGAGGAAGAGGAGGAGGAGGAGGAAGAGGAGGAAGAAAACCAGGAAGAUGAGGAAGCGAAGAACGAGGGCGAGGUGACUCAAGAGGCGCCAGAGGCCAAAGGGGCCAGGGACGGCACACGUGCCGUGCAGAAGGACGAGGGGCGCCGCAGGCCUUGCAGCGCCAGCAGCGUGGAGGAGGCAGAUCCCGACGACGCUGCCCAGGAGCCAGAACCCAUCGACGAGCGGAUGGUCGCGCGGAUUCGCAAGCUCAUCCGUAACAUCUACAAGAGGAAGAACCCGAACAAGCUCGCCGAGGUCGACGACCUCCUGGCGAAGUACCGCGGCGUCGAGUACGAGAUGUACGAGCGGGUGUGUGAGAAGUACGGCGAGCGCGUCGAGUACGACGCGCAGGAGCUGCGAGCGAAGCGUGCUGCGGACGCCGCCGCCGACGACCCCCGGUCGCCGAGGCAGCAGAGGCGGCCCGCCGAGGCCGCCAAGCCGCCGCGGCACGAGGACCGCCGGCGCGGCGCCCGCGAGGGCGAGCGGCGGCGGCGCCCGAGCAGGCCGCCCCCACUCAAGCGGGGGGCAGAGGCGGAGGCGGAGGCCGCCGCGGCCAAGGAUGCCCCCACCGAGUUCACAGCUUUCGAGGAGGCAGAAGCGGCCGCCGCUGCGGCGGCCACGAAGCCCACGAAGCCGGCCGCCUUGCCUCCCCAGGCGGAGGACGGCAAUGGCGACUGCGCCGGCUGGCCGUUCCUUGAUUUCGAGUUCUCGGAGAACUCCGCGUCCACAGAGUCGUCCUCCUCGAGUUCGGAGUCCUCGGACGCCGAGGCAUUGGACGCUUUGCCGGUCCGGGCGGCAGUGACGAUGCCUGCGCUGGCGGCGGCCACAAAGGGUGCCUCGCUGCCGACGCCUGCACCGGACGCGGCCCGCUCCGCCCCCGCAGCGUCUGAGCGCUCAGCCGUGGCCCCCGAGGCAGCCCCAGCGCCGGCAGCCACGGCCGCGCCCCCGGACGGGGCGCCGCAGCCCCCGCGCGCCUUCAACGUCAAGGAGUUCGACGCGGACGCGUUCGACAGCGAGGACGGCAGCGAGGAGUCUGGCACCUCGCCCUCGGACGCUCCGGCGGGGCCGGCGCCCGACGUCGCCGGCCGGGAGGCUCCGCCUCCGGCUGCUGCCGGCGUGAGCGGCGCAGGGCCAGGAGCCCCCGCUGCGACCGCCGCGCCGCCCAAGCCGCCCGCGCAGGGCGCAGGGGACGAGGUCGCGCCGCAGAGCCUGGCCAAGGCGGCGGAGGGGAGCAGCGGCGCGACGGGGGGCGCGGCGGCGCCCGCCGCCGAGGAGUCUGCCUCGUCUUCCUCCGACAGCGACAGGGAGCAGGACGGCUCGCCAGAGAGGUCGCCCCAGGGGGAAGAGCGCGCACGGGUCUCGGCCGCCCUCGCGGCCUUCGCCGGCCCCGGCAAGGCGGCCGAGCGGAGCGAGAGCCCCGCGGAGGGCGGUGCAGCUGCCGACGCUGUCCCAGAGGCCGCCCCUGCCGAGGCCGCAGCCCCUGCCGAGGCCGCAGCCGAGGCGAAGGCGGCACAGGAGAGGCCCCUGGCCGCUGUGGCCUCGGAGGAGAGUGGGCGGAGGCGUCGCCGACGACGCCGCUCGCGCUCGCGCUCGCGCUCCGCACCGCGGGGCCGCUCAGACGACCGCGGCAGGCGUGGCUCGGCGGAGCCCCGCGAGAGCUCUCGGCACCGCCGCCGCCACAAGCACCGGCAGCGGCGUGACGAGCGGAGCGGCGACCGCAAGCCGAAGGGCACGCCGCCGCCCCCGGUGGAGCCGCAGCCGCUCGCCAUGCCGGGCGGAACGCCUCCUUGGCACAUGGCGGCGGCACGGCCCGGGCAGCCACUGGACCAACCGUGGCCUCCGCUGGGCCCCUUGGACGGAGCGCGCCCCCCAGGCCCCACUGGACACUCGAGGCCACCAAUGCCCCCGCCGCAGGGCUACGCAGGCCCGCCGCCAGGGGACUGGAUGCAGCCCCGGGGCUGGGGCGGCGCCCAGGUCCCGCCGCCAGCGAGGCCGCCCGGACCGCCGGGACACCUGAUGGCAGCGGCAGGCCACUGGCAGGGAGCUCCGCCGCCCGGCUUCGUGGGCCCACCCGCGGACUGGCGGGCCCAGGUGCCACCUGGCGGCGCUCCGCAGGGCCCCCCGCAAAUGCAGGGCUGGGCGCCUGGGGGCGGAGGGCCGCAGCACCCGUGCGGACAGAUGGCUCCAGCCGCGGUAGGGAAGUUCUCGGCCAUGGCGCCGAGGGCCCAAAUGAUGCCACCCGCGGGCGUUCCUUGGGGCGGCAGGCCACCAGGUGCUUGA